GAAUCGUCCAAGGCAGUGAAGGGAGAGUUGCAGAUGAGAAUUAAACAUGGGUGUACUCUACGUGCAUGUAAAGGUUCUGCUGCUGUUGUUUGUUUUAAGAGGAUUCUGUGACCAGAAGAUCAUUGGGGGGUAUGAGGUCACUCCCUACUCUAUCAAGUACCAGGCUUCCAUCCAGUUCCGAUCCUCCCAUUACUGUGGUGGGACCCUUAUUCACCCCCAGUGGGUCCUGUCUGCAGCCCACUGUCUGCGGCCGGCCAGAUACCUCAGUGUCGUUCUGAGUGAACAUUCCUUGACAGAGAAUGAGGGCUUUGAGCAGGUGUUCAAUGUUUCUAGAACCAUUGUUUAUAACUACUACAACCCGUCCACAUUCAACGGUGACAUCAUGCUGCUGAAGCUUGAACAGCCCGCUCAUCUCAAUGCCUAUGUUCAAACAGCCCCCCUUCCCGAGUAUUACAAUUACAUCCCUCCAGGCACUGUGUGUACAGUGAGUGGAUGGGGCGUGACCUAUGUCUACAGCUACACCCUGUCUGAUGACCUCAGAGCAGUCCAGGUCUCUGUGAUAUCUUCUGGCACCUGUAAUAUCAUGUACUUUGGGAGAAUCACAGAUAACAUGGUCUGUGCUGGAUUGUACACUGGAGGAAAAGACUCAUGUCAAGGGGACUCUGGGGGACCGUUGAUCUGCGAUGGUGUAAUUCAAGGCAUUGUUUCCUGGGGAAUAAGCUGUGCCAAUGCACACUUCCCUGGGGUUUACACAAAGGUGGCCAACUAUGUGCCAUGGAUACAACUAGUAAUAGCAAACUACUGAGCAAGACAGCCUAAUCCCAAGUGCACCUGUGUGACGUCCCAUUGCAGAUCUAAUUAGAGUGUUUUUAAUGUCUUACAAUGUAAUCUCAAUCAUGUACACAACCCUCCCAGCUGGCACAUGAAUACAGCAGCAUUACUGGCUCCCCACUCAAACCCCUUGCUUAUUUAACUCCGUCUCCCCGAACAGAGAAAUGUCUUCAGAUAAAUGUACAUGUAAAUCAGGAAUGUUAAUAACUCAAUGCAGAAAGCCUGGACGAGACCUUUGCAUGAGCCCAUUUUUCAAUGAGGAGCAAAGGCAGCCCUUCCCAAGUAGUUCUGCAGUAUUCAUCAGUCUGAAUUGAUGGAAUGUUGUAUACAUAUGAUGAAAGUGUAUAAUAAUGCUGGGUGUAUCAUUUUUUGGGUGGACAUUUAAAGGACAUUACUACUUAAAGAACGAGACAUGUGUAGGUUAUUACAUGAACACACUAUUCUCAAUAGACACAAGUCAAAAUCUCCAAGUACAUUUUACACAUUUCACCAAGUGAAGCGAGCUGUCACAUUUACAUGCACAUGAAGAUUAUAAAGGAAACACUGUAGAGAGAUUUAGCCUCCCAGCGUAGCAGCUUCAUAUGCAUCAGCUCAAUCGAAUAGAACAUAUAUGCAUCAGCUCAAUAGAAUAAAUCUCUUAGGGGCAUUUUUAUAUUAAGUAAGUAAAGGGCCAGGAUUGGUAAUAUGUUAACAUUUUAAUGGGUUGCGUUAUUAAGCUACAUCUAUAACUCAUCUGCAGGCAGUCCCCAUUGCUAAUUCUGGAACAGUGCCCUCUAGUGGUACACACAAUUCUGCAGUAUUCAGGAACCUGACUUCCCUGAUAGAGGUUUACCAGGGUAUAGCAUGGCUUUCCCAUGGGUAAUCGUGGUAUCUGUGCUUUACCACAGUCCCCACUGAUUUCCCAGGCUACCCUGUGCUUUACCGUGUCUUCAUUGUGCUUUGCUAUGCUGUAACCACUCUUUACUCUUAUAAGGGCAUAACUGCACACCCAUUGCUGUAAAUGUAUUCCAGGUUGGUAGACAUGUUCCACUAGUAGGUCCACUGUGAUGUGCUGAUGGGGCCCCUAUGAGAUGUUUCAAGUUGAAAAUGUUUUGGCUUAAACCUUAAAGCCAGUAGAAGGCCAAUAGAUGUCUGUAAAGUUCCACUGAUAAGAGCCAUUAGAUGGAUUUUAACUUCUUAAUUCUUCUCUACAGAUUUGGUUCAGAAUGCAUGGCUCUGUAUAAUGUAUGUAUAAUCAGCUGCAAAGUCUCACCUUUGUAUUGAUCUGAUGGCUCUAUAGUUGACCAACGGUGUUUGGAAAACAUGUCUUCAAAUAUAAACCUGUGGGAAGUGGCUGAAAUAAUCAAUACAUAGUAAUAUUAAAAGUGUACCUUUACCUUUGUUUCUAUUCAGUAGUGAAGGUAGUCGUUAACGUAUGUUCCUAGGUCUGUAGUGAUACCUUGUACCUUUUAAAUAAC
Molecule: messenger RNA, 2288 nt
Organism: Polyodon spathula (Mississippi paddlefish)
Lineage: Eukaryota; Metazoa; Chordata; Actinopteri; Acipenseriformes; Polyodontidae
Product: trypsin
Exons: 6
Coding region: 47-805 (252 amino acids)
Biological process (GO): proteolysis
Molecular function (GO): serine-type endopeptidase activity
Source: RefSeq, a predicted model, not a curated record